Messenger RNA from Penicillium angulare, 4140 nucleotides. RefSeq names its product ankyrin repeat domain-containing protein. NCBI's taxonomy places the organism in Eukaryota, Fungi, Ascomycota, Eurotiomycetes, Eurotiales, Aspergillaceae. The record is from RefSeq and is a predicted model, not a curated record. The transcript is spliced from 3 exons. Gene Ontology annotation, molecular function: protein binding. Bases 1 to 4140 code for a protein of 1379 amino acids.
AUGGCCCUCCAAUCAUCGCAAAAAGGAAAGCAACGCCAGCAACUUGAAGUCGACGAUCCUACAGAAUGUCUUAACCGAGCUUUAACCAAGUUUCAAGACGUUCUGACAACGGAAGAGAAACAAAAGCUCCAAACUAUUACAGCAGUCCCAGAUGCCGGGGGUGUUGCAUUCUUUGUGGCCCAACUUGAUGCUGAAAAAGCUAUCAAGACAAGAAGAAGCGUCGCUCCACGACUAUGUACUUUUCUAAGCGCCACGCAACAAUUCGCGGGCGCCGUGGAAACAUUCAUCAGCUCAAAUCCGAAAGUCGCAGCGCUAAUAUGGGGAGGAAUUAAGACUGCUAUAACAGUCGCAAGCAAUAUAGCAUCCUAUUUCGACAAGGUUACCAACCUCCUCAAAGAUAUUGGCCUGGUUUGCCCGACCAUUCAGCAAUUUGGGCAGCUAUACCAUGGACAUACUGGCCUCCAACACGCAUUAUGUGAAUAUUACGCCGUGGUAGUCGAGCUGUGUAUCAAGCUUAUCGAAGUGUCACGGCGAGGAGUAGCUCUCCAAACUAUUUCUUCCAUUUGGAAUCCCUUCGAGUCCGAGUUCAAGCAAUUUUUGGAUACACUCAAGUCAGCCAGGGCCCAGAUAGACGAUCAGAUAUCUCUCGCCUUGAACCAAGCCAACCAGGAGACGAAACAGCUGGUAGAAUUUGAGAGCCAAGAGAGCUCAUUGUUCAGAUCAUCUGCCUUGAGCUUUAUCAAGAAGUCUUCUCAGCAACAGGAAGAGGCAAAACAAUGGCAAUUGAAUAGGUCAAAACGGGAAAGUGCCUCCUUGAAAAUCAAAAUCCGACAAAACCUCUCUCCUGUCGACCAUAUUCUACCCUGGAAACGAAUUCUGAAGCAGCGAGUCCACUUAACAGCCCAAUGGAUAGUCCACGAGCCCGCGUUCGUUGAAUGGUUCCAAUGUUCUCUGAAAUCGAUUAUUUGGUGUGCGGGAACGAUGGGCAUGGGAAAGUCUGUUGUGAUGUCCAGUGUGGUGUCGUAUCUACAUACCACGUGCCGUAAGAGGGAUUUUGUUUCUCAUUUCUUUUGCUUAACCGAGAAUGCAGAAUCACUGUUGGCAAAAAACAUUAUUGGUAGCAUUACCCGUCAAAUACUCGACUCGUUGAUCGAGAGGAGUAGCCAUGAAGAUCUGCUUUCUAUCCACGAUGAGAGUCAGAACCUUGACACAGAUGAGACUGUUCAUUUUCUACUCUCUAAGCUUCCCAUGGACGGAACCUAUUUUAUCGUUCUCGACGGUCUGGAUGAAUGCCAAUCAGACCAAAUCCGUGAAGUCUCUCGAGCUCUGAAAGCGCUUGUUCAGCAAGAGGAUGUCAUGUUCAAAAUUAUAUGCGCCGGUCGACCUGAGCUAGAGGAUAAUUUAUUCAAGUGGACUAAACCACAGCAGCGCAUUGUUAUCGACGAAGGCAAGCUCAACAUUGAUAUUGAUCGAUACAUCACUGCAACUCUCGAUGACUGUCUGGAGGAAGGCUUGCUGGUUCUAGGGGAUCCAACAAUCGUUACAACAAUCGCUGACGUUCUACGCGUCGGCUCCCAGGGGAUGUUUCUUUGGGCUGGCUUGUGCAUCAGAGACUUGUGCGAGCAAAACAGCGACGAGGAGAUACUUGAAGCGCUAAACCAUCUCCCACCUGGCUUGACCGAGCUUUUUGAUUCCAAGAUAAGCCGUAUUCAGCAGGGGAAGAAUUAUUCCAAAGCAAUGGAUUUGCUUCGAUACUGUGGUGUUUUGAAGCGGCCUCUUACCGUUGCGGAGUAUAGAGAAAUUCUAAGCAUUUCCAUUGACGACACAUCUCUUGACAGUAAGAGACUAGUCAACGACAUGAACCGAGUUGUCCGAGGUUGCUUUGGCUUGACAUUCAUCGAUGACGAGGAACAUACCAUUCACUAUAUUCACCAAAGCGUCAAAGACCAUUUAUUUCACACUGAACAUCGAGAGAGUGCAAGAUUUGAGGGCAAAAGUAUUGAUAAGCACAUUGGCUUUUUAUGUUUGACAUACUUGAAUUUCUCAAACUUCAACGCCCAGUUAAUCAAAGUUGAUAAAGCCAUUGUGGAUCCCCUUUAUUUCGGCACAUCUUCCCUCUCCAAAAACCCACGAGUUCAUAGAACGGCGCGACAUGUACUAUCGUCUUGGAUGGGGCAUUCUCCAGGCAUCAAAUUUCGCGAACUGGAGAAAACAGCUUCAGAAUCAUUUGGGGGAUCGCGCUCUCCAGGGUUCAAUACCGAAGUUAGGACGCCAAAUUUUGCAUUUCUCGUUUAUGCUAAAGAGAAUUGGGCAUUACAUCUGAGCGAUCUAAGAACAGAAGAGACCAAAAUGUGGUCCCUUUUUUCCAAGUUCAUGGAAGAUGACUCCCUGUCUUUAACCCGACAUUGGAAGCUACAAACUCAGUCUUCUUCACAGGGCGCUAUUGCGUAUGCGCGAAACCAUGCGUCAGUUCUUUCCUGGCUUUCGGAUAUUUUCUGCGUCAGUGGACCAGAACUGGCUUGGACAAUGAAUGAGAAACAUUAUGCCUUGUUCUUGUACUUUUUAAACGCUAGACCACUAGUCAACCCAUAUCUGCCGACAAAUUAUUAUGUUGCUCCGUUGAUUAAUGACGGUAGCACCCACAAAUGGGCCGAAAUGCUACUUGACAUCCCAAGCUUUCGCCUUGCGUGGGCCCAGGCACUGUUCAUUGUGGUGGUAGAUAAGAGCCUAGGGCAAAGAGAAAGGCACGAAGUUACUCUCAGGUUACUACGCAGAAUGAACGAUGUUGCAGCAAGGGAAGCACGGUUUGCUCUCGGGGCAGCCUUAAGACGUGCACUCCUUCUAAAUCUCGUUCAAACAUUUAUUCUUCUUUUGAAAAUUGAUAAACUACUGUACCCAGAGGACAGAGUGAUCAAUCACGGGACUUCAACAUUCUACGUCGAUACCUUUCCCGAGAAAUUGAAAGACAAACAUAGAGGCCCUUUACUUAUUGUCUGCGUCUCAAGCGAGAAAAAUUGGGCUAUGGCAGAAAGGAUUCUAGAAUCAGGUGCCAAUGCCAACAUUUCUGACUUUCAGACUGGCAACACGGCCCUUCAUUUAUCGCUACGAUUGACAGCCUCGCCUCGACUUCGCACAACAAAGCAACCCACGCUGAUAAAGCAACUCAUUCGUCAUGGCGUUGACCCAAAUCUGCCCAACAAGUCGGGCGAAACAGCCUUUCAUGUAGCCAUUCAAGUGAGCUCUCUUAGCUUGGUAAAAAAAACUCAUCGAAAUCGGCGCCUCGAAUUGUUAAAAUGCCUGUUUGCUGCGGGUGCGAUCAUCGACACGCCAGAUCACAAUGGGACAACAGUGCUUCAUACGCUUACAAAGCUAGGCCGAUUGGAAGCCGUUAAAGCGGUUGUCUCUGCUGGGGCCAACGUCAAUCUGUGUGAUAAAAACGGCAAUACGGCGCUUCAUAAGGUUGUAAUGGCUUUUUAUCUAGAUAUGAACUCUGAAAUUGCCGUCGAAAUAGACAGACUGGUCUUGAUGAGAUGCCUCCUGAAUGCAGGUGGCAAGUUGAAUUUGGCUAAUAUGGACCGCGUCACUCCUCUCCACAUUGUCCUUUCUCGACAGAGCUCGCAAUUGGAGCACACAUUGAUAGAUUAUCUUAUCACAUUUUCUACUGAUUCUCAUCUGGACUACGGGUCUUCUCUAUUGUUACUCGAAAAAUCUCUCGCUGAUCUUGCUCAGGCAAGGUGCUGGCUUGCUGUGAAGUUUUUGGUUGAGCGCGGAGUUUACACAGACAUCCCAGGGGAGUUUGGCAAGGUGGCUCUACAUUUGGCAAGUGAAUGUGACAAACUGGACAUAGUUGCUUUACUAGUUGAGAGUGGAAGUAGUCCGAAAGUGCGUGAUAAAUUUUCGAAAACGCCAUUACAUUAUGCAGCGGCGCAAGGAUUCAAUGAGGUUGUCUCCUGCCUCUUGAAGGGAUCGGAUCUGUCGCAGUGUGAUCAAACGAGAAGAACCGCAUUAAUGUGCGCAAGGGAUAACGGCCACCGCUCUACGGUGAAGUUACUCUUACCCUUCUCUACUCCCGUUGACCGUUGCGAGCACAUAACGGGAUUGACCCUGGAAGAUUGGGAAGAUUGGAUCAAUAUGGGAUAG